Molecule: messenger RNA, 4366 nt
Organism: Pyricularia oryzae 70-15
Lineage: Eukaryota; Fungi; Ascomycota; Sordariomycetes; Magnaporthales; Pyriculariaceae
Product: skeletal muscle and kidney-enriched inositol phosphatase
Exons: 3
Coding region: 331-3915 (1194 amino acids)
Biological process (GO): phosphatidylinositol dephosphorylation
Molecular function (GO): phosphatidylinositol-4,5-bisphosphate 5-phosphatase activity; protein binding
Source: RefSeq, a predicted model, not a curated record
CUAGAACUAGAGUGCGCCGUUUCUUCGACAUGGCCUUCAUGAACCUCAGCUAUUGAAAGCCCCACUACCACUGCGAGCAUCUCCAUACCUCACCUACCACUACCCUAACUUACCCUUACCUACCUUCUCUCGACCUAGUCUAGCCUAGUAGUACUUUAGAUCCGAACAUCGUCGGAAGUAGCGCAUGCUGGCGGUUUUAUGGACGCCAAGUUACUCGACUUUCUGAUGAAUGUGCAGUCAAGAUAUCACGGGUCUGCUGGGUAGAUUCACCCAACACCUGCAAGACCCCACCGACAACUCCCUAGACCAUCCCCUACCCAUAUACAGACCAUGGCGCCCUCAGACGCGCCCGAUGGCCCUGACGGCACUUCUCUGAAACCCGUCUCGUCUCUCCGAUCGCAUUUUGAGAGCAUGGGCAAAGCCCUGGACCGCUCAAGCUCCACGCCUCCUCCACCACAACCACCUCCGCAGCCCGUAAGGAUAGCCUCACCAGGCCCAAAGCCCGAGCCGCCGGCGGUCCAGCGAGAUGCGAAGCCGAAGCCAAAAGCCCCUGCCUCGGCUCUGACCACCACCACCCAGCGCCUGAACCACCCGCCUCCGUUGAUCCCCAGUCCUAUAACCCUCGGUGCCCCCUCGUUGAUGGUCCAGCCCCCACGUUCACCUCCCCAGCCACGAUCCUUGACCGUCGGUACUGGAGAACACAGCAGCUUUCUGAACCCAGACUCUCAUGCCAAAUCGCCCUCGCCAAGCAGCCCUCGAAGACCGUUCAAGAUUCCGAGCAAUAACAGCACCCCCUUAUUAGAACCUCAAAACUCACCCAGACAAGUCCCUUCGCAGCCCCCGUCUCCACCACCACCACGGCGCUCUGGCGAACUGAAAAGGGAGAGGGAUCGGGGACCUGAUGCCAAGCCGACGCCCCCUCCAAUUAACCGAGCCGACAAGCCACUAAUCCCCUCGAGGUCAUCGUACCUGGGAGUAGACUCGCUCAGCAGCUCAGACUUUCGAAAUCGCCUUGCAGACGCGCAAAAGUCGCCCUUCAACAGUCCUCCUAGUAGUAAUGGGAGCGUCGAUGGUGAUGUCGAAGCGCCGCCUACUCUGCCCGCAAGACCACGGCCAUCUGUGUCUGAGGCCUCUUCGAGGGUACAAACGGUGCAGACUGGGUUUGACCCUCCUCCAUUGCAUCCGUCUAUUGUCAAUAGGAGGAAAGAGAGAGAACAAGAGCUAAACGGGACGGGAUCGAGAGGGUCUUCACGGGGACCACUGACCCCUCAGGGGACAGGAGAUCAGGGGCCGCGAUUGCCAGCCAGGUCAGCUACAGUCACUGAGCAUAGGUCAGCUAAUUUUAAUGGCUAUUCAACCACAAGGCCACCGCCAAGGCCGCCCAAACCUGGGGAAACCAACAUAAUACCACCGCCGAGCGGUGUUGGUCAGAAGAGGGCGGUAUCGACACCCUCAUCGCAGCAGCAUCCGCCGCCCCCACCCCCGCCGCAGAGGGUGCACCCGAGGUCAAUGACUGUGGACAGGACAUCUUCACGUGUUCCCGCCGAGUUCCGCGCCCCUCCAGCAGCUAUGGCCUCCAUCCCGUCCGCUCCCGAAAGCCGGGCACAAGAGGUUUCAUCGGCAACAAAGACGGAGAUAUCCACUGCUUAUCCAGACUCGUCAAACACAAACCGUCGUGCACCUUACAUCAAGCAAGGUGUUCAUGAAAUAAACACAAAAUACGACAGUCGCAUAUUCGAUGCAUGCGGUGAACUGGUAUGCACGAGCGGCCAUCUCACCCGAGUAUGGAGCCUUCUGGAUGGAGAGCUACUGUUGAGCUUAUCGCACGGAGAAAACGUGAAGGCUACCGCUGUCGCUUUCAGGCCGGGCGCCAAUGUCGAUGAAGAAGGAACGCGGAUUUGGAUCGGCAACAACACAGGUGAACUCAUGGAGGCCGAUAUCUCUACUCAAGGGAUAGUCGCGACCAAGCCAACGGCUCACGGACGGCAUGAGAUCAUCAAAAUUUACAGACAUUACAACGAGCUGUGGACUCUGGACGACGGCGGUACACUGAAUGUUUGGGGUCCCGACGAAACUGGUGUACCAUCUCUGUUGGGAUCUCCUGAUCAAGCAUUCCGGGUCCCCAAAGGGCACACCUUCUCCAUGGUCGUUGGGGAUGAACUGUGGCAUGCGACUGGAAAAGAGGUCCGGGUCUUUUUGCCAACGACCGAUGGCAAGGUGCAGUUUCAAGUCCUAAUACGGGCACUGUAUCAGGAAGGUGCGGGUGAAGUGGUUUCUGGUACCCUGAUGCCCUCGGAUCCUGAUAAGGUGUUCUUGGGUCACGGCGACGGCAAGGUCAGUAUAUACUCCAGGAGCGGGUAUGCUUGCCUCGGCGUGGUAAGCCUUAGCUCUUUCAAGAUCAACACACUGGCAGGCGUGGGUAACCACAUCUGGGUGGGAUACAACUCGGGCAGAGUCUGUGUCUACAACAUCGCACAAACUCCGUGGGUUGUAAAGAAGGAUUGGCAAGCUCAUGAGAAUCCGGUGGUCAAGCUCCUCCCGGACCGUUCAAGCUUCUGGACUUUGGACAGGUCCCAGGUCAUUUCACUCGGCGCAGACAACAUGGUCAGGGUUUGGGAUGGCCUCCUACAGGAGGAUUGGCUCGAAGGGGAAAUGCAAGCCAAGGACACGGAGUAUUCGGAAAUAGACCAGCUCAAAGUGCUCGCCAUGACAUGGAACGCCGGCGCAUCGACACCCAAUAGCCUGCGGUACUCUCAGAACGAUGCAAGCUUCUUCCAGUCGCUGCUACAGAGUGGCGAAUCCCACGAUAUUCUAAUCUUUGGAUUCCAGGAGCUGGUAGAUUUGGAAGACAAGAAGGCCACAGCGAAGCGGUUUCUCAAAGUGAAGAAGAAGGAAGGGUCGGAUCAGGAGCGAAUGAGCCAUCAAUAUCGGGACUGGAGGGACUUUCUGGUUCGCGCUCUGGAUGAUUACAUGCCAGGCGAACUAUACCAUCUCUUGCAAACCUCGCACAUGGUGGGACUGUUCACGUGCAUCUUUGUCAAGGCGGAUAUCCGGGCACGAAUUAGCAAUCUCAGCACUGCCGAGGUCAAGCGCGGGAUGGGCGGUUUGCAUGGUAACAAAGGUGCGGUGGUAGUGCGGUUCAUGGUCGACGACACAUCGCUCUGUUUCAUCAACUGCCAUCUAGCGGCCGGACAAGGUCAAGCGCAGAACCGACACAACGAUGUCGCGGCUAUCCUUGAAGCGCAGAUCCUACCGAUUGAGAGGGACCCCAACAUACGAAUAGAUAGUUAUGUUGGUGGAGGUGACGGCACCAUGAUAAUGGACCACGAGCUCGUCCUCCUGAACGGGGAUCUCAACUACCGAAUCGACACCAUGUCGCGCGACACAGUCGUGAUGGCUGUGAAGCAGGGCAACUUGUCUAAACUGCUCGAGCGCGAUCAGCUGCUGGUGGCCAAACGACGGAAUCCAGGAUUCCGACUGCGAGCCUUUGAAGAGUCGCAAAUAUCUUUUGCACCCACCUACAAGUAUGAUGUCGGCACGGAUAAUUAUGACACUUCGGAGAAGAAGAGAAGUCCGGCGUGGUGUGAUCGACUCCUUCACCGGGGAUCUAGAGGCCGGAUACAACAAAUUGACUACCGAAGACACGAGGUGCGCGUGUCGGACCAUCGUCCCGUCAGUGGGAGGUUCUUAUACGGCAUCAAGAGGAUCGAUCCCAGACGGAGGGCGGUGGCUUGGAUGGAGUGCCAACAACGACUUGAGGACACCAAAGCAAACGUUUCCAUUGAUGAGAAGCAAUACUACCUGACAGAUAUUAUUGGCUACGAUGUCGACACGAGUCGCCAGCUCAUCCAGGAGAGAUCUUCCAGGAAAGCACAUCGAAGUCCCAGUAGAGGCAGAGGAGAUUCGGGAAGAUGAGGUAAUGCUGUGGGCUUAUGAACGAUAGGGAAAGAUACACACUGAACGAGAGCAUGGCUAGCGGCAAUCGAAGGAAGAAAUCAAACGGUCAACGCGUGAUACCUUUUGUGUGCAUACGAGUAGCAUUAUGAACCGGCAGGGUGUUGAGUGUGAAAUUGGGAGCUGUUGAUUGACGGGACAUAUCGGCGGCUAUAAAAACAGGCGUUCUAAGGCUUGGGUUGUCAAGGGUUUUGGUGGAAUUUUAGACAAAACGAACGCUAUCGGGGAUUUGGGUAAUGUUUUAGUUUCCUUUAUCUGUUAGCAUACUUACAGUAGAAGAGCGUUCAUGACCUCCAGGUGGUCCCUCACUGUUGGUGCCGAGAGCGAAAUGGAACAAUCCAUCAAUACAUUUCACCAUCGCCAUACAAGAUUUUGCAAUAUUCUGUAAACGCAUUCAAAUUCAACUUUUCGG